Molecule: messenger RNA, 7039 nt
Organism: Ruditapes philippinarum (Manila clam)
Lineage: Eukaryota; Metazoa; Mollusca; Bivalvia; Venerida; Veneridae
Exons: 6
Coding region: 2009-3124 (371 amino acids)
Source: RefSeq, a predicted model, not a curated record
CUUUUGUGACAGUAUUUUAAUAAAUUCUUUAUUUGUUGGCUUACCUGGUCAAGUUCUUUAAACCUACAAUAUGUGGAACUUGUUAUCGGUUAGCGGAUCGGAUUACUCAUAGUCUAAACUCGGAAUCAUUAUUGAUCGCUUUUGAAGAAUAACAAUGUUAAAAAGGUUUGUCUUUGAGGUCAUAAUAGGACCAUUUUUAUACAUCAUGUACGGUUAUUAAAUACAGACUCUUGAUUAAGCUUCAUGUAUUUGGAACGUUUGUAGAUAUGAAAAGGCAUUUGAGUUAGUCGGUAGGAAAAUUCUUUUUGUAUCUUUUGUAUAAACGUUUGUUUGAUAGCAUGAAUUUUACAAUUUUAUAACCCAGUAGAUUCUAAUUUGACUCUUAUAUCGUCUUGUGCUCAGUUAAACGCCUUCAAAUUUCGCUUACUUCUUCAACAACAACAAAAACGGCUUGAUUUAAAAACAUCUAUUUAAAUGUAUUUUAUGUGUUGUCCUUUAAAUAAAAUGUUGUUCCUCUAAGAAUAAGUUUAAAAUAGUUUAUAAAAAUAUUUAUGACAUAAAACUAGGCAGUAAGAUGUUUUAUAGGUGUGCAAGUAUUUUUAACUUCAUGAGGGAUAAAUGAAUUGGUUCGGGGUCACAUGAAUGUGCUACUUAAAAUGACAAAUCACGACCACACCGUUUAGACUAUGCAAUAUAACACUACGCUUUUUUGUACAAUAAAUGCAGUAGAUUUUUUUUGCAUGCUUAUGGUAAAAGAAACUUAUCCUUUCCUUGCAUAUCUUCAUGUUUGUAACAUUAUGCAUUUACCGUCUAACAAACACCUGCAUUGUUCUAGAAAUAAGAGUAAAUGAAAGUCGCGCAUUAUUUCAGACGAAACACUGAUUUAAAAUCGAGAAAGAUCAUAAAAUUAUAAUUACAUAAUAUAUAUUUACAGAAAGUAAGUUGCGACAUCAUAUGAUUAUGCUAUUGAUUAAUGAUAUCGUCAAAAUAAUGUUGGUUUUGAUUAAAAGUGGAUUCGGUUGUUAGUUUAAACAUAUUAUAUAUUCAGAAUACAGCAUACAGACAUUUUAAAAAAAUAACAACCUUGCAAAUAUUUUAAUACACAGAAGGGAUUUUGAUGGAAGCAUAUUGUUAAGUAACGAGCAUAUUAUCAUCUUACGAAGUGUGUACUAAAUCUAUUGAUUUAUAUCUGAAUAUUUUUAAAAAACUAGAAAAAAUAAUAGACACCAACGUUUAAAGUUUUGGAAACAAAUAAUACGUAUUGAGAAUAAGCACAUAGACAGGAAAUAACUAUAAAUUUAGUUUAGUAGGUACUAACAUAUAAAUUAAAUCGCAGAAUAAUAUUGUAAUAUUUAAUCACCAGGUUGCUGUGAUAUAUAAUGAAUAAUUACAUUUAUGUAUUUUCAUGUUGCAGUAAUUAAACUCCUUGAAUAAAGUAGAAAUAUUAAACAGUCAUUUAAUACUUAUUAACACUCUAAAUACACAGGUGUAAUAAAUUAAAUAAGAAUAAAAACGGUAUCAUGACGGAACCAAUAUUUAAACAGUUAGUAUUGUGUUAAAGCGCCCUCUGUUGGAUUUACAAAGAGCAUUACUUGAUUUAUCGUUUUUAUCAAUUUAAGUCUAAUCAAUAUACCUUUAAAAGUCAUAUCUUUAUUAAAUUUAUUUAAAUGCAGGCUUUAUUAAAGCGACCGUCAGAUUUUCUAAAUGUUAAAUAUGCUAUUUUAGAUAUUUUUGUUAAAUGUAAUCAGAGGAAUUAAGGAGGAAGACGAAGAAUUACAUAAACAAUAAGGAAUUCAUUGUAUACAUGUACCUCUAAUCUAAUGGUCCGCUGUCUAUAUUUAGAUAAGUAAAUCGGAUACUUGGUUUUCCGAUCUUCUAUCUUUAGAAACUUUGGGAAAGACUUAACAGUGAUCCAUGAUGAUCUUUUCCAAAUUUGAAAUAAUACAUAAUUGUUUUUCAAACAGAAAAUAAAAGCUGAAGGCAGCUCUAAAGAUCAUUUUUCAACAAGAUGAAAAUCGUUUGUGUUUUUGUAUUGAGUGGAAUGUUUAUUUUUGCAGCAAAUCAGAACAAUGAAAAAAAGGGGUUUCUGUCCAGCAACUCUUGGGAAACAUGUAAACCUUUCAUGGCUUAUUGUUUCUGGGAUCGUAGCGACAAUGACGACAUACUUGUGCACUUCAUAUCAAAUGUGAUGAACAGAACAACAAGAGGUACAGAAAUUGUCCUAGACACAGGUGAUUCUAAAAAGAUUAACUUUACAAAUACUGAUUCGCGAACAGUGGGUGCGGCAGUUUUGAAAGUGAAAAACGAAACGCGGGUACGCGAAAUUAACAUUAUUUCCUAUGUUUCAUUGAAUGACAUUUCAAAACUUUUACGUUUACAAGCAGCUGAUGAAAGAGCUUUCGAGUUCUUUUUCUUUGUAAAUGAAAAAACUAAAAUAGAUCAAGAAGAAGCAGCACUUAAAGAAUUCAAGAAAUAUAAAGUAUUCGUUGCCUAUCAUGGACCGGCUCCUGUACCAUACUAUUGGAAAUCUCUGGCCACGGAUGAACACCAUUUGCUGCAUCUGAAACACAACAUAGAAAAAGAGCUUUUGCUUUUCGAGAACGUCAUAUGUCAUGAUUCUAGACUAUAUUGUAACAAUGACAUGCAUUGGAACGGUUCAGAGUGCUCAACGUGCUCAUAUAUAUGUACCCAGACAUCAUCAGAAUCAGAAUAUUGUACAAAGGAGUGUCCGUAUUUCAAAUACUUUUAUUCAGCAGAAGUUAAACAAACAGAUGGAGAUAUUAAAUUCAAAUGCGAUUGUGUUUCUAUCAACGAGCUGGUCAUAGCCCUCAUAGUCCUUGGUGCUAUUUUUCUUUUGCUUUUGUGUUUCAUUAUUUUCAACCAAAUAUCGGAUCAUGUUACAAGCAAAUGUAAGCAUAUAACAUGGUUGAAUACUAAUGUUGAAGAAGAAACAGAUAAGGUCCGCCAUAAAGACGAUUCAGUUGAUUCAGAAAAUGAAUCCACAAGACUUACAACAGGAAGAAACAACGUUAAAGAUGAGUGUAAGUUCUCCCUUCAUGGCACACAAAGCCGAAAAAGAAAACCAAAAAGGGUUAACAAAGGUAAAGAAACCUUGAUUUCGUGAUAAGUUUAUGGUGCGAUAUGUAGGAAUUCUUCAUUUAGAAAAGCAGUGACACACAAACAUUUCAUCUUAUGUGUAUCUUGAAGGGCAUGGGUAAGAGGGAUAUACUUGCCCAACAAAACGGGUCCUUUUGUGCUGUAGAAUAUUUUGUUUUAAAUUAUAUAUAUAUGUAUGCUUCGUGUUGUUUGGAAGUGCAUUAAUAUCAGCAUGUGUGAUCUAAGUGCAUUGAAGGUUUGACUUUACUGAUAAAUCUUAGUUAGUGAAGAAUAUUUUUCUUCGUUUCCAUUUCUGCCUUUAUAAGUUUUGUCUACUUCAAUCGUGAAAAUACCUUGUAGUUUUUAUUUUUGAAAUUUAGUCAUGCAAAACGUACAUGAUGCUUUUGGAUCUAGGCACAAUUGCUAAUAUAUAUUUAAGAGAAGCUCAACAAUCAAUACUUAAUUAAGCUUGUUUUAUGUAUUUUAUAUUUAACUUUGUUAGUUCAGGGAAACGUCAUCCAGGAAAAUAAAGUAAGACAAAAUCUCACCAAUGCACAAUACACAGAAUAACUACAAAUCUUCCAAAAGUUACAUGUCAUUUGGUGCACGUUACCGAAACAGACCGGUAUGUUAUCAAAGCAUGUUUUUAAGAUAUUGCGACAAAAAAAAAAAAUAUAUAUAUAUAUAUAUAUAUUGGUUUGUGGCUAUUUCUUGGAAACAUAGUGUAUCAGCUGACUUAAAAUUAGUGUGAUCAAAAGGAAUUUCCUUUUAUAAAAGUCAUUCAGACAAAAUCUCUUUUCACAAACACGAUACAAAUUAAGUAAGCUAUUUAUGGAGGCAGCAUAUUAAUGUUCCGAAAAUAACUUUUUUCUUUUUUGAACAUUUAAUACAGCUGAAAAUUAGUCAAACUUACUUUGUCUACUUUAAAACCUGUAUUUACUCUUUGAAUAUAUGAGCUAACGUAACUAUGUUUAAAUAAAUCAAGGAAAGAGACCUUAGCCAACAAUAAAAAAUGUAUUGUCUGAUCGUGUUAAUGUUUCGUGCAUAAAAGCAAUAUCUUGGUCUACAGAACUUUUUAUACGUAUUGAUGAAUUUAAUUAUUUUAAUAUAAGAAUGACAGAACAUAGUUUUCUUAUGAACAAAAAAGUAUCAUUGUUGUUUUUCCUUUCCCACUGUAUGCAUUAUAACAAGUCAAAUUGGGCUACUCCUUGUGAAAGUCAAAUAAAACACAUUACACAUGCAUCGCUUUUUUCUGUUAUGUUUUUAUUUGUAGAACAUGUAUCUACAACAUAGUUAUUUCUAAAAUCUAUUUUAUAUUUUUAUAUAGAACAUGUAGAACAGACUGUGGCAUUAUUUAAAUCGUCUUGUCGUGUUUCAUCCGAAUAUGUUUACGUAUAAUUUCAAAUUUUAAAAUCCCACAUGUAUUUUAAUGCUAUUAUGCUCAAAACAAUUCUAAAUCAUCCAAUUUGCAACGAAAUGUAUUGCCUAUCACAAAAUGUAUAUCGGGGAAGAACCAUUUGUUGAUGUUGUAAGAACUCGUGGUUCAACCAUUUUGCUACUUUUUUGUUGAAAUUAUGAUGACAUACUGUUUUAAAUGUGUAGAAAAAGAGCAACAAAUAUAUCUUAAUAACAAAUGUAUAUAAAUGUAUAUGUUUACCUUAUACAGAUCUAUAAAACUGUUCUUUAAUUAAUUGCCUAUAUCUUACGACAUUUAGAUCAUUGUUGUACAGUCUGGGGGAAUUGUAACAAUGAACAUAUUUUGGAUAUAAUAAAUUUUCAGAAAAGAGCUGCAAGAAUCAUUCUUGACAAAAGCUAUGAUGCUAUGAGUAUUUUGUGUUUUCAUGUAUGUUUUUUUUUUGUGUUUUCAUGUAUGUAUUUUGUGUUUCAUGUAUGUAUUUUGUGUUUUCAUGUAUGUUUUUUGUGUUUUCAUGUAUGUAUUUUGUGUUUUCAUGUAUGUAUUUUGUGUUUUCAUGUAUGCAAUUUGAAAAUUUCAUUGUAUAACCAUGAUGUAAAUAAUGUAGAUUUUAUGUAUAUUUGUGUUUAUAGGCCCUAAUGAAAGAUUGGGUAACCAAAUAUGUAGCAUCAGUAAAUAAUCACUCACUCACUCACUCACUCACUCACCAACUCACUCAUUCACUCACUCACUCACUCACUCACUCACUCACUCACUCACUCAUUAUGUAACUUACUUACUAUGUAACUUACUUACUAUGUAACUUACUUACUUUGUAACUUUCUUUGUAACUUACUAUGUAACUUACUAUGUAACUUAAUUUUUAUGUAACUUAAUUAUUUACUUAGUAUGUAACAUCACUUUUGGAUUGCAUAUUAGUAAGUAGGUUGUUCGUUGUCAAAAUAUUUACCACUGCCAUUUUGCUGGUUCGAUCAACUGUCGGGACGAAAUCUCUCGGACAUUAAAUGCUCAUUUUUUCUCCCAUCGCUGAUUUAGAAAUCAUGCAGGAUUGCUAUUUUUCGGAGAGUAAUAACUGGCUAGUUAUCCGGGCAUGUGUUUUAAUCGGGGUAUAAAACGGAUAAACAAUCAAACAAAUAAGCCUAAUCGAUCUUUCCAUUCAUAUUUUGUAUUCUAACUGAACUUCUUUUCAUUUCGUCAAUUCCUAUUCAAUAUGAUUAUUCAAAGGAAAAUGUGAUUUAGAAAAUUAAAAUAGAGAAAAUGGAAUUUUUAAAGAAUGAUAAAAACGGUAACAUUGAAUAUGUUAAGGUUGCUGGACACGACACACUGAUAAUUAUUAUUGAUUGAAUUGAGCCUGGUCACUUAAAGCAAUGGAGGGCAAAAAUAACGCUAUCUCUCUAGGAUAUGUAUGAACAUUAUGGUAACUUACUUUAUAACCAUGUGAUUAAAUUCGUCGAUGAUAAUGGAAUCUUCGUUGUGAAACUUUAAUUAAUUUCCAAAAUAAUCGACACAUUGUUCUUAUUUAACGGACGUAUAACAAUUUAUUAUAUACUUAUAAGAGUAAUAUUGAUGAAUUAAAAUGCUUAUUUCCAUUUUCCGUAUUUUCACUAUAAAAAAAUAUUUUUCACUGCACUAAAACAUAUUUUCCGUAUUUUCACUGGUGUCUUGCUGGACUACUUUCUUCUAGAUUCAUCUUUCAUAUAAUAAUGAUAAAAAGAGAACAAUGUAUAUAAUAAACAGAAUAUUCAAGAUUUCCGUGUAAAUACAAGAUUUAUUAUAAUCUUGUGGUAUGAAAAUCAUUAUAUUUCACUCGUGGCUACCGCCAUUCAUGAACUAUUAAUUUUUCAUACCACUCGAUGAAAAUCAAUCCUGUAUUUGUAGAAAAAAAGUUGAAUAUCCUCUAUAUAUUUUUGUAAACUAUAAACUUAUUUUUUCUCAGCUAACCAGUGAAAUACUUGGUUUUACCCUUGAAAAACAAAUCCUUAUUACUCCGUAUAUAUGUAAAUUGACAUUAAAAGUUCUUCAGUUUUGUCUGUAUUUGAUUUUUUAACCAAAUUCUAUUUUUCAAAUGACAUCAUAUUGAUUGCUUAUAUUUACCAUUUAAACACAACAUGAUUUAUGCACAUCUUUUUACUAUUAUUGACACAAUGUUGGAGGAGACAAAUGUUUAAUGUUAUUAAAUUGUGUAUAUUUAUUCGAUUAUUUUUUUUAUUUAAGUUUGAAUGUGACAUUGUAUCUGUUUUUCUGUUUCGAAAGGAAUACAAAAACACAACAAUAAAAUAAAAUCUAGGAAAAAUUUCCAUGACAUGUUUAGGGUUCUAUUUCUUCAUUCGCUGUACAUUGUCUGAUAGUUUCUUAAGAUAUAUCGGAAGAUAUAGCCCUAGAACUAGAUUUAUAUAUGACUUAUUUUUUUAUGGUCUUUAUUACAUUUUCUGAUUUCUUCAUGUCUAUACAUUAGAUCUUCUGAUAUAUUGAAGUCAUUUUAGGAAGUUAUGUGGGUCACAUCUUGAGCUUAUAGAGCUUCAAUGUUAU